UGUUUUAUCUAUUUAUGGGGAUCACUCUCGCCCAACUGCCACCUUCACAUUACCUGCUGGCAGUAUCCAAAGCUGCCCGUGGUGUGAUCAGCAUUUGGCCUCUUUCAGAUCCACCUUUUGUUGUUGUAAAAUGAGCAUUCCAGUGGUGGACUUUGGCGCAUACAGCCUGAGUCAAAAAGAUGUUGCCGACGAGCAGAUGCGCAACUUGAGCGAAGAGCUGAAAACGGCUUUCACAGAAGUUGGUUUUGUUUUUCUGAAGAACACUGGGAUCACUCAGGAGGAGGUGGAUCGUGUUAUGGACAUAUCUAAGAAAUUCUUCAUGCAGCCAGAUGAACUUAAACGACCCUUCAGCAGGAAAUCCUUUGCCAACAAUCCUAACCAUGGAUGGGUGUCUCUGGAAACUGAGAGGUUGAAUCCACGUCGACCUGGAGACCUAAAGGAAGCAUUCAACAUUGCUUCAUUUCACCCUGACAUAAAAUGGCCAUCAGGUGCUGUAGCAGCGUUCCAGGAGAUCCAGAAGUCUUUCUUCCUGCGCUGUAAAGAGCUGAGUCUGCGGGUGCUGAGGGUGAUGGCCUACAGUCUGGGUCUGGACCCCGAAGUGUUCCUGAGUACACACCGCUUAAUAGGAACUGACGAAAAUGGCACAACACUGCGAUCUCUGUACUACCCCCCAGUAAACAGUGAGAAAGCGAAGGAAGGUCAGCUGCGAUGUGGAGAGCAUUCAGACUAUGGCAGCAUCACUCUGUUGUUUCAGAGCUCUGAAGGUCUGCAGGUGCGUAGACGUUCAGGUGAAUUCAUCUACGCUCCCUGCAUCCCUGGAACAGUCCUCGUCAAUAUUGCUGAGCUGGUACAGCGCUGGACCAGCGAUCAGUUUGUCUCUGUGCUCCACAGAGUUUUGCUGCCCCCUGUUGGAGAGUCCUGCACACGUCAGUCUCUGGCUUUCUUUGUCCAGCCAGAUGAUGAGGCUCUGAUCACCUGCUGCGAUGGCUCCAACAAAUACCCUCCAGUUACAGCAGGCGCUUACCUCAUCGAGCGCUUCAAUGACUCAUACGGACAGAGCUGAAUUUGUACCUGUCAGUUCAUUCACACACAACUGUUGAUUAUAGAUAUGAUGUUGUCAAUAACAGAGUCUGAAAAGUCUUUUAUCAUGCUUUUAUCAUAGUUACUUUUGCCAAAAUGAUGAAUAUGGAUUCCACAAUGUUUUUUAUAUUUUUAAUUGUGUUCUGAGUGAUUGCAUUUUUCUGAUAAUCAUUGAAUUAAUGUGUGUGAUCACACAGAAGAAGACACAAAUCUGCAAGCUCAUUCACUUUAUUGUCCACAUUCAAACCUUGUACAACUGUUUCAUGAUUCAGGAUGUUGAGUGGUGGACAGAUUUCACUGCUUUUUGAAAAGGGACAUAAAAAAAAUAAAACCAACAAGUCCAUUGUAACUUAACUCAUCAAAAAGUAUACUUUUUGAUAAAUAAAGUAUAAGUAAAGUAUACAAAUUAUUUGUAUCCUUAUGUCUCUCAUUGGUUGUAUUACUCUAUAAUAUGGACAGUUUUGACCCUGUGACUAUUUUUGGUGUAAUUUAACAUCUAUGACAGAGAUGACCUGCUGCAGCUUCAUUCACAGCAGUGUAGAGAAUGAAUAAAUUAAAAGUAUUCUAUGAAGAAAAAUUACAAAUUCACAGACACACCAAACACAUACAACCACUUCAGAUUCCAAACUGUCACUCUGACACCAGCACAUUUAUAUUAAAUUAAGAGCUUUAACUAUUUGUAAAUUAAAUGUUCUUCAAUCACCUGAUCAAAAAAGGAGAACAGCUAGAAAAGGUCUUCUGAAAAACUGUGAUUUCUAAACUUUGAUUGAUAGCAUACUUUUUACACCAACAGAGGUGUACAUUGUCACAUAAAUCAUAAAAUAAACAUGAUCAUGAUCUUACAAGUUACUAAAAAAAUGGAGAAUGUCCUUUCAUUAGACAGCAGCACUACGUAAACACAACACAACAAAAACACUUACAUUUCUGACAAAGGUUUCUCAGAAAAAAAAUGGGCCUUCUUUUCUUUAGUGGAAUAAAUAAAGUUGUUUCCUUUAAGCAACAGUAUCUGUGACAAUGAACUACAGUGUGCACUAAACAAAACAUUCACUUAUUAGGC
Molecule: messenger RNA, 2137 nt
Organism: Larimichthys crocea (large yellow croaker)
Lineage: Eukaryota; Metazoa; Chordata; Actinopteri; Sciaenidae
Product: UPF0676 protein C1494.01
Exons: 8
Coding region: 131-1063 (310 amino acids)
Source: RefSeq, a predicted model, not a curated record